Molecule: messenger RNA, 2395 nt
Organism: Pollicipes pollicipes
Lineage: Eukaryota; Metazoa; Arthropoda; Thecostraca; Pollicipedomorpha; Pollicipedidae
Product: apyrase-like
Exons: 2
Coding region: 1584-2246 (220 amino acids)
Biological process (GO): AMP catabolic process
Cellular component (GO): plasma membrane
Molecular function (GO): 5'-nucleotidase activity
Source: RefSeq, a predicted model, not a curated record
UAUCUACUGACUCACGUAUAUUGGCCGCAUUUAAGGAUCAUGGACGCAUGCAUGCCAUUAGUUUUAUGAUUUGCUCCUCAUCUGGGAAUUCCCUGAAGACAGGUUAAGAUUUUCAUAGCAUGUAAGACGAUUAAGAUGAUCUAUCUGGAAAGGUACUGCGCAUUGAUGUCAUUUAAAGCUAUAGCAUGGAUGAAUAAAACUAUAUACGUGAUUAGAUAUCAUCCAUCAAAGGGGUGUCUAAAGAAGAUCACGUUCUCCAAAAAAUAAUCACUGGGACACAAGCAAGAAUGGAAAUAACCUGAUAGAACAGCCGUCUUGGGAACAUAACGAGCUUGCCGGGAAAUAAAAAAAAAAACUGGGCUGUUAGUGAAAGAAGCAUGUUCUGAAUGCCGUUCAACGUGUUCCAUUCAACUUUCCUAUUGAACACAAAUAAUUCUGCCUUUCGUGACAUUGAUUUUCUCAUAUGCUGAGACUCCAAUCUGCGCAAAAGCCCGCCUUCAACCAGCAAGUAACCGGCUAUGGGUGUGGGGAGUGAACAACGCUUCAGGUAGCGACUUUUCCUGGCCAUCUCCGUCAAACAGCAGCGGUGAAGCAGCCUGAGAAGCUCAGCAAUGGCAACAUGUACAGAAAGACACGUCUUGGAUGGGUAAUCUCAUAUCGGAGCCGUGUCCGCUCCUGAAGUGUAAACUGAGCUUUCCGCUCUCUCAGGAAAUGCGCUUUUGAAAUGGGAAAAUGCACAGUCCGGCAAAUAUAAUACUCGUGUGCUCUUUGAUGAAAUGGGUUCAUGAAGCUCAAUCUUUGUUUCACCUGAUAAUUGUGCAUCAUAAUGAUCUGCAUGCACAUUUUGGUACAGUAACAACUUACCUGAACCCCUGCAUGAAAACUUACUUAGAAAAACGGCCAUGUUAUGGUGGAUUUGCCAGAGCCGUUUGGUUCGUGAAAAAUCUGAAAUCCACUAAACCGGACGCUAAUUUUCUGGUAGUUAACCCUGGCGAUUUCUUUCAAGGCACCACGUUCUACUCUGUAUUCAAGUGGCGUUUUGUGGCUGACAUGUUGCAAUACAUGCCAUAUGACGCGCUGGCUCUGGGCAACUCUGAAUUUGUUGAUGGUCUCGACGGACUGAUCCCAUUUUUACGCGCCAUCGGGCCGUUGUUUGUUUGCACAAACAUUCGUUUCGACAAGAUCGCAAACGCAUCGCUGCGGCAAGAGAUGAGACAUUAUUGCCCGACCUACAAGAUAAUCCAAUACAAAGCGAAGCAGGUGUGCAUCCUCGGCUACACCACGCCAGUAACGGCCUAUAUAUCACAGGUCAGCUACGUGACGUUCGAGGAUGAAGUAACAGCGCUGACCAGAGAAAUACGAAAACGACGGACUGAUGGGCUGAAAAUCUUCGUGGCACUGGGGCAUUCGGGCUACGAGCGCGACCUGGAGAUAGCGCAUAUGGUACCCAGCCUAGACAUCAUCAUUGGAGCGCACUCUCACACACUUCUAUGGCCAAACAAGAGAGACCCAUUCAAACCAGGCACACCGCGUGACAGAACUGACAAAAUCCGCGCCAAAGCGGCGAGUGCAACAUUGGCAGCAUGAUCGCCGACGCUAUGGUGUGGUCUCUACAGAAACACCACGCCUAUGGUACUCCGAGGACAGUGGUCGCCAUGUUCAACAGUGGCUCCAUCAAGUACAACAUCCGGAAAGGGAACAUCACCCUGGCCUCCAUUCUGACGGUGAUCCCGUACCAGAACACGAUCGAUGUCGUUGAAAUAUACGGUUCGGCCUUGCGCAAAGCUUUAGAGAACAGUGUCGCGAAGGAGUUAGGGAAAUCAGGUCGCUUCCUGCAGAUCUCUGGCAUCCGCGUCGUGUACGACAUGGCCAAGCCUCUCGGCCAGCGCGUUGUGAGCCUGUUCGUGGCGGCGGAGUCGAGCGGAGGGACGCCACGGUUUGAGCCCGUGGUGCCCCACAAGCCUUACCGGGUAGCCAUGACCACCUUCAUAGCGGCAGGAAACGACGGCUACACGAUGCUGGCCAAAGACGAGAUAUCGGUGACGCGCAGGCACGAGCUUGAUCUGGACAUUGUCAUUGGUUACGUCCAGCAGAUGUCGCCGCUGUAUGCGCGGAAAGACGGCAGGAUUCAGUUUGUUGAUCACGCGCCAAGGAACGACAUCAGCAUGUCCAACAGACUGCACCAGCGCCAGUGGAACGUGCUGGGUGGUAUGUACCUGUCGGUAAUGGUCUUCCGGCUAUGCUGACGCAGCUCUCCGAAAGCGAAGUAUCGCUGGAAAUAUUGGAACACUGUGCUUUUCUGCGCGUUGACUGGUGCUAUCAAAUGCAUUGUCGUAGGCACAUCAGGAACACGUCAGGAACACGUCAGGAACACGUCACAUCAGGAACACGUCAC